AUGGAUGCCUUAACCCCAGCUAAUGCCACGGCAUCGUCCCGACAAAACGCGACACCAUCCGUCAAGCCUAUCUAUAAGAUGAAGCGAACCGGCACUGCAAGUUUGCCGGGGAGCCUCCCUUCGUCAUCGGGUACCGGCUCCGCGCGUUUAUCUGCAACAAAUAGGACCAUCGGAACCUCCAUAUCUUCCACGGCCCUCCCUCAGCCUGUUUCCGACGCUAAGCCGGAGCCAGCCAAGAUUGUUAGCGACAUUUUACCAUCUGCUUCAACUCCUGGAGUAACAACAGCAUCCGUCACACCGAAGUCAAUGCCCUCAUCGAGUGGCUAUAAACCAAAAUAUGCCACUGAUGAAGAGCGGAGGAAGGCCAUUAGUCAGGCCUUGAAACAGAGAUGGGCUUCCGGCAGAAUGGAUCAUGUCCACAAAAAGCGGGUAGAGACGUUGAGAAGGAGACGAAAAGAAGCUGCCCUAACCAAGUUCCUUGCUGUUAGCGGCACGAAGCUAAGGAGCUCACCAAGCGACCCCAAACUUUUGCACCGUUCUGCCCCUACCAACAGUUCCCACAAGCAGCAAUUCCUAGCAUCUGAUCCAUUUGACCGCUUUCUUGAUGACCAGUCUUCGGAGCCGGAUUUCUAUCUUGAUGAACCAUCACCGGGCUCGCCUAGUCAAUUCGAUGAUGAUUCCACUACUACGGGCACGGCAUCAGGACGAAACGAUGCUCACUGGAGUUUGGAAUUGUGGAAGUAUCUUCAGCCUCAUCUGAUCAAGCACAAGGGCCCUGUUCCUCCCAAGACAGGAUGGGUUCGGCAGCUCCUACCACUUCCUCGUGUUCGUGAUCUCGACUGGAACGAGGCCUGGCUUGUUGAACACCCCUUUUUGGACUCAAAACCUAGGGAUGUGUCUGCACUUAUCAUCCAAGUUACAGGCGAACUUGCCCCCCAACCAUGCAGACAGAGAGCAGACAACAUCCUGCGCAACAGGAUUCGACCCAUAGGCAGUCAGGAUGAUUCGUUGGGGGGGACGGGUUCAGACGAAGAAUGCAUCGACAAGAUGGAAACAGACAAUGCUCUCGAUGAGGUGCCAUCGAAAGGAGAGGAGUUUCGUGCCGCGCUCACACAGGCCGAGCCUGGUAGGCCAUAUAACAUGUGGCCAGUAGACCGUACUGGGCAGCUUUUCAAGCUUCCUGGAACUACUCUACUUCCAGCUGGCUACAAGCUCGAUUCAACAUUUCCGGGGCGUCCAUGGAUUUGUCCAGUACGCACAUGCCGGAAAGUAUUUCCCAAAACUGCUGAUCUUGCGUACCAUUUUGAGAGGAUUCAUUUCGCGACCUGUUUGAACGACAAUGGCGAUGGGACUUUUACCGUAAAGGGUACUUACCUGUCAAAGCACGAUAGCAUUGGGAAAGGCGGGAAAAUCCUGCAUCCAGCACCGCCCAUUGUGGUUUCCAAGGAGCCGAUCAAAGAUGGCUUACCACUCCCCAAGCCUCAGCUUCCGACCUACCUCGCAAAUAACAGGUCCUUCAACGAGGUAGCCGAAGAGUCUAAUUAUGCAGACAAUGAGCAGGACCAAUCACCGCCGUACAGUCUUCGGCCUCGUGUGCACCAAAAUGCCAGUUUUACUACUCAGCUAUCUCGGUCACAGUCCACUUCGGCAUUGAUCUCCCGAGGGAGUUUCGAAAUGUCGGGGGAUAUCCUUGAGAUGGAGGACUGGGAAAUAGCUCCUGGACGCAUCAAAGAUUCGUCAACGACCAACGGCCAGUCAAUUGCUUACUCCAAGGCAUUUUUGGAAACGAGCAAAGCUGUCCCGGUUUGCGAUGACGUUUUCUUUCGCGUGGAUACUAUUCCUCCAGGCGGCGUACUUCGCCUGGAGCCUGAAGAGGCGCAGAUGCGCCUCUGCUCCAUUGCUGCAGGCAAGGUUCAAGUCAAACUGGGCGACGUGGGUGAGUUCUUGCUUGGCCCUCAUGGCAUGUUCAAGGUCAAGCCUGGUGUCGAAUGCCAUGUUACCAACCGGCUUUACUUGGACGCUGUCUUGCACACGACAUUAUUACAAGGCUUUAUAUAA
Molecule: messenger RNA, 2058 nt
Organism: Thermochaetoides thermophila DSM 1495
Lineage: Eukaryota; Fungi; Ascomycota; Sordariomycetes; Sordariales; Chaetomiaceae
Exons: 6
Coding region: 1-2058 (685 amino acids)
Source: RefSeq, a predicted model, not a curated record